AUGGCAGCGCCCGGCGUGGGGCGGGGCGGUGGGGCCGGGCCGGGCCCUCCCCCGACAUGGCGGCGCGGGCGGGCAGGCGCCGAGCGGCGCCCGCGGGGCGUGAAUAAAGGGCGGCGGGCGGGGCCGCGGCGCUCCGGGAAGCGCGGGGCCGGCGGCGGUGCCGGGUGAGCGGGGCCGGCGGCGGAGGGAGGGAGCUGGGGUGGGCCGAGGGCCGGCGGCCGUCACUGACCGACACCCGGGUCCGCCAUGCCCAGGACGCGGACCGGGAUCCUGAGGAUGGCGCUGGGCGGUGGUGGCGGGGGCGCAGACCCGCUGCUGCCGGCGGAGGAGGACGCCGAGGGCCUGCGGGCGCCGUUCGUGCUGCGGGCCCUGCGCAUCGCUGUGGUGGUGUGUCUGUACUGGUUCACCUCCAUCGCCAUGGUGUUCCUCAACAAGUAUCUGCUGGACAGCCCCUCGCUGCGCCUCGACGCGCCCCUCUUCGUCACCUUCUUCCAGUGCGCCCUCACGGCCGCCCUUUGCCUGGGCCUCAGCCUGGGGGCGGCCUGCGGGCCCCCCUGCUCGGGCCUGCCCACCCUCCGCCUCGACCCCAAGGUGUCCCGCAGCGUGCUGCCCCUCUCUGUCGUCUUCAUCGGCAUGGUCACCUCCAACAACCUCUGCCUCAAGCAUGUCGGUGUGGCUUUCUACAACGUGGGGCGCUCCCUCACCACCGUCUUCAACGUGCUGCUCUCCUACCUGCUCCUCAAGCAGACCACUUCCCUCUAUGCCCUCCUGGCCUGCGGAGUCAUCAUAGGUGGCUUCUGGCUGGGUGUUGACCAGGAAGGAGCAGAGGGUACUCUGUCAUGGACAGGUAUAUUCUUUGGGAUCUUGGCAAGCCUGUGUGUCUCACUCAAUGCCAUCUACACCAAGAAGGUGCUGCCUGUGGUGGAUGGUAGCAUCUGGCGCCUGACCUUCUACAACAAUGUCAACGCUUGCGUCCUGUUCUUCCCCCUCAUGUUGCUAAUGGGAGAGUUUCGCACCCUCUACCACUUUGACAAGCUGGGAAGCCCCAGUUUUUGGGGAAUGAUGAUCCUGGGGGGAGUGUUUGGCUUUGCCAUUGGUUAUGUGACUGGACUUCAGAUUAAGUUCACGAGCCCACUCACCCACAACGUGUCUGGAACAGCCAAGGCCUGUGCCCAAACAGUGCUGGCUGUAAUCUACUUUGAGGAGACAAAGAGCUUCUUGUGGUGGACGAGUAACUUGAUGGUUCUGGGGGGCUCCUUUGCCUACACGUGGGUGAAAGGGCUGGAGAUGAGAAAGGUACAAGAAGAUCCUAAUGUCAAAAGCAGUGAAAGAAAUGAGACUGGUGUGUAGGCAGCUCCUACACCUCCAUUUCUGUGCCCGGAAGGUUACCCUUUGCUGGUUCUUUCCUCCUGGGGAGAAGAAGAGCAAGGAGCAGGAAGAAAAAUCACCUGCCAAGUGUACAGGGAACUGUGUCAGGAACCAGAGCCAAAGACCUGACUGGAUCGAGUUUUAUCCAUGGGAUCUCACCCUGUAUCGGAGUUGGGGAGAGCAUGUGUUGUAGACAGCAAUCUUUUUUGUGAUCGUUUUCUAAAAUGGAUGUUGCUAUUGACCUACUCUGGGCAAUUUGCAUCUCUGGGGGAGGGUGGGCUUGUAACAGACACUCAGAUGGGAGCUUUGUGUACUUGGGAUUUUAGAAUUAAGUGAAUGAAUGCAGUCUGAAGCUAUAAAAUCCUGAACCUCCACCUAAGGAAGAGGCAGGUAGCCAGGCUGUUGUGGGUAGAUUCCAGUAAUCUGUUCUGCUGUAAAAGGAUUGGCAACAAGUCACUCUUCUUGUUGCCCCAUUCAGUGCAAGGGAUGAGAAAUUCCCUCCCUUCUGAUUCUGUACAAGCCCAAGCAGCAGCAGUGCCUCCAAAUCUCCUUUUCAGAGUCACUAUCACAUCCUGCUGAGGUGUCUUCUGUGUUUCUCUCCACCUGGUUUCUCAGUUCAGGAAAUCAUGCUGAGAAUCAGGAAUGGAACUUCUCAUUCUCUGCACCAUGUCCCAUGAAGGGAGAGCAUGCCCUCUCUAGUGGCCUUUCUCAGGGAGGAGCAAGCUUGGACUCUGCCUCUUCCAGUGCCCAGCAGGAAAGGGGAAAGUCACUCUGAAGCACUUGCUUCUGUGGGGUGGGGUUCCCUGUUAAUGGGGCUCACAGCACUUGUCCUUUUUAUUCUCUGUGUAGGGGGUAGGUUUGUGUUUGAAAAUGGGGUUGUUAUUAGGUUUGUUUUGGUGAACUUGUCCAUAUCAGAGUUUCUGCUGGUGUUUGCAGUUUGCAUUCUGGCUUGUUCCUUUUAAACACCCUGCUGUGGCCAGGUCAGUGAAUCCUUCAGCUGUAACAUCUUUUUCUCAGCUGCAUUACUCCCUUUACCUGAAACUUGCUGCUGAACAGGUACCUCUGUAGAAAUCUCUGCCCCACAUCCAGUCCUGUGCAAGUGCCACUUGAGGUUAUACUGUGCUGUGAUUUCUGAUAACGGGUCUGCAUCAGCAUUCUGUACUGUUACACCAACUUUUUAAACCCCUUUAUAUUUAAAGGGUUAUUUGAGUAUUGAUCCUGGGUGGUUGAUGUGACUGCUUUGUACUCUUAUCUGGUGGAUCCUAUGUGACAUGACAUACCUUGCAUGUGAUGUCUGGCCACUCCUACAGAAGAACACUCCGAUUCUACACAGAAUAUGUUCCUGUCUAAUUCUGGUGUCCUCCUGCUCCAGGUUUCAUGACAACAGGUAACAUCUCCUUUUCAUGCAGGCUGCCAUAUGGAGUCAUAGACUCAUAGAGUUAGGGUUGGAAAGGACUUUAAGAUCAUGCAGUUCCAACCCCCUGCCAUGAGCAGGGGUGCCUCACA
This is a messenger RNA of Melopsittacus undulatus (budgerigar), 2874 nucleotides long. It is a transcript of the gene SLC35C1, whose product is annotated as solute carrier family 35 member C1. The transcript has 2 exons. Gene Ontology annotation, molecular function: antiporter activity; GDP-fucose transmembrane transporter activity. The record is from RefSeq and is a predicted model, not a curated record. Lineage: Eukaryota; Metazoa; Chordata; Aves; Psittaciformes; Psittaculidae. Gene Ontology annotation, cellular component: Golgi apparatus. Gene Ontology annotation, biological process: GDP-fucose import into Golgi lumen; protein O-linked glycosylation via fucose.